AUGAACAACAGACCGGUGGAGCAGGCGCUCGCAACCCUCCUGCCCACUCAUGCUCAAGACCUGCCCCCGGAUCUCCUCAGCCUGGCCGUCUCCCUCGUCGCCCAGUCGCGCAGCCUGUCCUCGAGCCUGAAGCCCGAAGAAGAAAUCGCGCGGCCCUAUGCCUGCGCGGAGAUCGCUUGUCGGAGACUCACGCGCACGCUCAAGCUCCCUCCCCUCCUCGGCCACCCUCCGUGUCCACCCCGACCCUACAAGAAACUCUACGCCUUCCUCGACCGCUCCCUGUCUGGCAGCUCUUCCGCCCCUGGCACGCCCUCACGCAGCCGCACCACCCCUUCGUCCACCCCGACGAAAGCGAACCGCCUCACCCAGACCCCGUCCAAGGACCCCCGGACGACAGCUACCGCCGCAGCCCUGCAAAACACACCCACGAAAUCCAGCCCCCUCAAACGCUCCCUCCCGCACGACACCACCAAAACCCCAACCCGCACCAGCACCAGCACCAGCACCAGCACCAGCACCAGCACCCCCCGCCUCAAACCCACGCACACCAACCCCAGCACCCCCAACCGCCCCCGCCUCAAUGCCCCCAAUCCCACAUCCACGACCACCAAAAUCCCCGACGCCCCGAACUGGGUAAUGACCUCGAUCCGCACGGUGUGCAAAACCCUCUCCACCCCGGCCCCGCGUAUGAGCACGUGGUCGCGGCCCCCGAUCUCACGCACCCUGCCCCCGCACAUCUUCGCUGGCGUCUCCUCGAUCCUCUUCUUCGUGACCAAGACCGCCUCAACGACUCACGUGAAACACGACGAGGACCUCGACGACGAGAUGCUCGAGUUCCUGGAGCCCGUGCUCAGCGCCCGGACUACCGCAUCCGACGAGGGGCCGGAGGAGGAGUUCAAAGAGCUCGUGGACGCGCUGGUCGUCGCGGUCUAUUUCCUUGUUCUGGCGAGGCGGCGCCAGCCGGCUGAUGAUGACGCCCCAGAAACAGAAGGAGGAGGGGGGCCGGAUGCGAAGGUCAUGGAUAAGAAGACGUUCACGGAGAUGCGGCAGACGGCGUUGGUCAGUUUGGGGCUGCCGGCCACGGAGAGGCGGCAUCGCGAGGAUGUGGAUCAGUGGAUUGCCCUCGUCAUGGAGCAGGGGUGGGCCCAGGGGACGGAGUGGUUCGAGAAUAUCCCUAGGGCUGGGGAGGUGGAUGGCGAUGCGGAGUUUUUGGACGACGACGAGGAGGAGAAUGGGGCUUAUGGGAAUGGGGGCGAGGAGGAUGGUGGUGGUGGUGGUGCUCCGCGGCACAAGAAGCAGCGCUUCCAGUUGGGGCGCGAGACGAGGCGCGGGUUGCUGCCGGGGUUGGGGACGAUGAUGCAGGAUCGCGUGGAUUGGUUGAGCGAGGAUCGCAGGGAGGAUUAUUUGGUCUGGAAGGCGGGGAUUCUGGCGAGAUGUGACCAGAUCGAGAGGGCUGCUUUGGCUGCGUAG
Messenger RNA from Aspergillus japonicus CBS 114.51, 1470 nucleotides. RefSeq lists its product as uncharacterized. Gene Ontology annotation, molecular function: DNA binding. Gene Ontology annotation, cellular component: nuclear origin of replication recognition complex. The record is from RefSeq and is a predicted model, not a curated record. Gene Ontology annotation, biological process: DNA replication. Bases 1 to 1470 code for a protein of 489 amino acids. Lineage: Eukaryota; Fungi; Ascomycota; Eurotiomycetes; Eurotiales; Aspergillaceae. The transcript is spliced from 2 exons.